Messenger RNA from Carassius gibelio (silver crucian carp), 5197 nucleotides. RefSeq names its product gastrula zinc finger protein XlCGF57.1-like. The coding region runs from base 123 to 1577 and encodes 484 amino acids. Gene Ontology annotation, molecular function: DNA-binding transcription factor activity; RNA polymerase II cis-regulatory region sequence-specific DNA binding. Gene Ontology annotation, biological process: regulation of transcription by RNA polymerase II. The record is from RefSeq and is a predicted model, not a curated record. The transcript is spliced from 2 exons. Lineage: Eukaryota; Metazoa; Chordata; Actinopteri; Cypriniformes; Cyprinidae.
UUCUCCAACCAAACUGCAAUAGUCAAUGAAGCCCCGCCUCCUGUAAUUCACAGUCAGUGAAGCUCCGCCCACAGCUACUCCCUAAUAAAUGCUGGACUUUCCCCAUCAGCUUACUAGUGCAGAUGAGCAUCAAAUCAUCAGGAAGAAGUGAAAUCUGCAAAGAGUUUAGGAGGACCGAGAGAACGUGUGAUCCAGAACCCUGCAGAAUGAAACGCACUGAAGAACAGAGAGAAAAUGAAAAGCCUCUGAGUCGCUCGGAAACUAAAAAUAUUUUUUUAAAUAAAAGAAGAGCUGAGAAAUCAUGCACCUGCACUCAGUGUGGGAAGAGUUUCUCAUGCAAAAGCCAUCUUAAUGUUCACAUGAGAGUUCACACAGGAGAAAAACCAUUCAAGUGUGAUCACUGUGGGAAUCGAUUCACACAAAAAGAAAGCCUUAACUUACACACGAGGAUCCACAUGGGAGAAAAGCCGUUCAAAUGUGACCAUUGUGAAAAAAGAUUCUUAAACAAGCAAUAUCUUAAGUAUCACAAAAGAGUUCACACUGGAGAGAGGCCAUUCAUUUGUGAUCAGUGUGGGAAGGGCUUCAUGCAAUCAUCACACCUUAAAGGACACAUGAAGAUCCACACUGGACAGAAACCGUAUGUGUGUGAUCACUGUGAAAAAACAUUCUCUGGGAAACCAAAUCUUGAUGCUCACAUGAGAAUCCACACUGGAAAGAGGCCGUUCGCAUGUGAUCAAUGCUUUAAAACAUUUAUUGAUUCAUCAGCCCUGAAGAAACACCUGACAGUUCAUAUGAAGGAGAAGCCACAUCCAUGUUCUUUAUGUGAAAAGAGUUUUUCACGGCUGGAUAGUUUAAAAUUACAUCAGAAAACACAUACUGGUGUAGGAGCUCAUAUAUACUGUGACUGUGGAAAGACUUUUAAUUCAGAAUCCCAUUUAAAACGGCACCAGAUCAUUCACACUGGAGAAAAACCACACAAGUGUUCACACUGCGACAAGAGAUUCAGUCUGUCAGAAAAACUGAAAAGACAUGAGAGGAUUCACACUGGAGAGAAACCACACGCGUGUGUUCAGUGUGGGAAGAGUUUCACAUACAAAGAAAGUCUUAAAUCCCACAUGAGUGUCCACACGGGAGAGAAGCCACACAAAUGUGAUCUAUGUGGAAAGAGUUUCACUCACUCAUCGACCCUUAAAGUACACAUGAGGAUCCACAACGGAGAAAAGCCGUACGCAUGUGAUCAAUGCGGCAAAACAUUUCCUGAGACAUCAUCCCUGAAGAGACACCUGACAGUUCAUAUGAAGGAGAAGCCUCAUUCAUGUUCUUCAUGUGGAAAGAGCUUUUCCCUGCUGCAAAAUUUAAAAUCACAUCAGAAAUUACAUAACGCUGUGAAGGAUUAUAUGUGCUUUGAGUGUGGGAAGACUUUUAUUAUGGAAAACCGUUUAAAACGGCACCAGAGGAUUCACACUGGAGAGAAACCUUACAAGUGUUCACACUGUGACAAGAGAUUCAGUUUGUCAGCACAUCUGAAAUCACACGAGCAGAUCCACAAUAGAGAGAAGCCACACACAUGUGAUUAGUGUGGAAGGGGUUUCGCUAUGAAAAAUCACCUGAAGCUGCACAUGAAGACCCAUGCAGUAAAGAAACCAGACCACCGUGAUCCAUGCAGGAAGAGUUGAUGUGUUUGUUUUAAGUGCUGGAAGUCAUAUACUACAAAUGCUCAACUGAAAGCACCAAAACAUCACUGUUCAAAAAAACAUUUUAAGUGUUCUUACUGCAACAAGAAAUUAAAUGUGGCAGAAACCCUGAAAGCACAUGAAAGGAUUCACACUGAAGAGAAACCACAUCAGAGACUCGUCAGUGAAAACACAGAUCUGCCCAAUUCAUUUUGUCUUUUGCUUGACUUUUCUAUAUGCUUUAAGUAAAGUUUGAUGAAACAAAUUUUAAACAAUACUCUCACAGUUGCAGCAUGAGGAAUCAAAUCUUAUCAAGCAUGUAACCUUUUAGAUUUUAGUGAUCGAAUAAAGAGUAUAAUAGUUUGUAAUUAGACUUUCAUGUGUGUUCUGUCAAUGGAAUAUUGUCUUUGUGCAGAAGAUUCUCUCCAGCUGUGUGCAACAUCUUUUUUACAAUCUCUGAAUUAUAAAACACUGCAUUCUGUCAGCAAUGUAACAUGUCAGAACCGUAUAGAGACCUCAGCUUAUAACUAUACUCUAAUUAUUAUUUUGACUAUUAUAAUGCAUUAAAUUACUCUGUUACUAAAAAGUAAUCAAAUUACAGUAACGUGUUACGAAGUAAUGCGUUACUGCCCAACACUGUGCAUCUCUUCACUCAUCAUAUCUGGUCUUUGGGUCAACAACUGGACUUUGUAUGCUUUCAUUUUCUCAGAGCUUUUAAAUGCAUAAUUAAUUAUUUUUGCCCCCAAAUGAGACUGAUCUUGUCUAGGACAGACUUUGUAUGAAAUGUCUGUGCACUCAUUCAGCCCAUAAUGCUCCACAAUAACCAGAAUACAGCUGAUGUGUUCUAAAGGGCUAGAAAAAAAGCACACCAAGCAACUGCACACCAUUACUCACACAUGUCCAGUGCUUGAACUAUCACUUCAUUUUAAACAAGCUGCUGGUGUGCAAUAAUCUGUGAUACUGUGGAAUUCAAGAACUUAACACAACAAGCAUUGAAUCACCCAUAGACUUACAUUAAAUAGAGAAGUUUUAUUAUAAUGAGAGGCUCUAAAAAGUGGCAGAACCUCCAUUGGCCUGUCUAGCAUAGCCACCCAUUAAACAAAUAAAAGUCCUGAAAAUUGAAAAAUUAACACUGUAUUAUACAGACACUUAAUAUUUAAUUAAAUGGAUAGUUAAUUCCAUUCGAAAGAUUAUACAUUCAAUAAAUCAUUUGCACUGGGUUUGUAAAAUCUUUACCUCUGUUUAUUAGAUAUGCUGCAUCGACUGUUUUAAAAAAAACUUCUGAAGACAUUGUUAAUGGAGAUGAUGAUUUUGCAAUUGUACUGUAUUGAUUAAUGCUUAAUUAGCUAUAAACAGAUAUACUGUAACCUAAGUAGUAAUAAUGCUUUUGCUUAAGUACAAAGAUGUAACCCUGUGAUGAAUGCUAUAUGGAAAAUGUAUUGUGUAACUUCACUAACAUUAAGAAAACUGCUUACUUGCAUGAAAUGUAUGUAGUGACUGAUUUAGAGUAGAAACAUUUAUGUAUUAGAAAUAGUUUUCAUGAUAAAUGGACAAUAUAGUAGUUAAGGUGUAUUUCACAGACGGUUAAGAAGAAAAAGAAGAGGAAAAGGGCUAAAGCAAUGCGAAGUAAACAACUGAAAGCCUCGGCAGAGGAGUUGAUGACAUCAGAAGAGCCAGCGUUCGACGUCCGUGUAUAAAAGACUGAGAGAGAGACUCGACGGAUGGAUACUGAACAAACACAGUAUCCCUCGAUGCCUGAUACCAGCUGAUUAUACCUUGAUUUUGUAACUUUACUAUUGUACGUUGAUAUAACUUUUGUUAAAUUUAAUAAAACUUGUAUUUUUUUUAUUGACAAGUUAUGGUCUGCAAGAGUAGUAAUUUAAGAGCCGUAAGCAAGAACUGACCACAGGGAAGUCUACUGAGCAAGUUGUAAGUAUUUUGAAAUGCUUAUAGUUUUGUCCAGGGUCGGCUUUCCUUACCUACCUGAGAAUAAUAAAGAAACAGGUUAAAGAUGUAUAGAUAAAGGAGACACCAUAAAACAUGGUGCCCAACGUGCUUUAAUUGUCUAAUUACUGGCCAGAAUAGAGUAAGCAUAGUUAGGCUUACGGUUAAAUAGCUGAGGUACUAUAUAAAUUACUACAUAAAAGACGACUAAGCAGUGAGAAAGCCCAGAAAGGGCGGAAAUAGACGAAACACUGAAAAGACUGCUUAGACAGUUUAAUCGAAAGAAUUGAAGGAGGCGUUGUAAUACUAAAUGGAAAUAAACUAAUGAUAAGUGGCUCUGGAACAGCUUGGGUAAUUUUCAAUGGCCGUCCACUGUGUAAAUGUGUAGCGCAUACAGUAAUGACUGAUUACAGAGACGAGUUCUGUAGUGCAGAACACUCCUGGUUAGAGGCCAGAACAAUAACAACAGCAGUAAUAAAAGAAACACUAAGCAGACGAGAGAAUCAAAUACAUAUGACUUUAAUGGGUACAGGACAAUUUAAACACCCAGUUAAUUCAAUAUUAGAAGGCAUACUAUCGGGAAUUACAGAUAUGUCAAAUGAAGGUCAAUUGACCAUAAAUUUAUUAAUGACUAACAUAAAUCAGGAUGAACUGGAAAAAAUUCUUGAGAAAAGGGAGGACAACAACCAGCCAGGAUCCCCUCAGAUGUCGGGAAUGGUCCUGCAGGGGACAGAAAAAAAGAACAGCGAAAAGCAGAGUCUGAAGACGAAUCCAAGGUGUUGGAGUUAUAUAUGACUCAGACAGGUAAGAUUCUUCACUAUAUUUUGAAGAUAGUGAAAUUAGCGAAACAGAAAAUAUUAACAAAUAAUCUAGACUGCGGAAUAACAGAGGAGAGCAAAUGGAAUUAAAAAGAGCGACAAACCAAAUAGAGAAUGAUUGGCCAGAAGUUCAGGUAAAAGGGAUUUUAUUCAAAAAUCCUACCAGUGAGAAAUGAGGACAUUGGGACCAGAAGAUUGUUAAUGAUUGAAGUUUGACUUAGGGACAGAUGAAAUCAGCAAGCCAUUCCCCAUCUGUCCAGAGAGUCGCUCGGACAGAAGGAUGGUCUAACGGGAAAACAAACAUUAUUUCAAGAAGGAUACGCAUAUAAUAGAAAAAUAGUUAAAGAACUGGAAAAAGUAGUUCAUUCACUAAAAUCAGAAAUUAAAAAUCUGGAAAAAGAAAAGAAAUACUAAAAUGUACAGAAGUAAUAGGACUGGAAGACAGAAUUAAGUAGGGUUGUGAUGGUCAGGUCACAAAGUAAAGAAAAACAGUCAGGAUUUGGCCAGCAACUCCUGGAUUUACAACUUCUUACAGACAAUUGAAGUUGUAACUUCACAAGAAACAGAAGAAAACUAGAAUAGUGUACAUGCAAAAUUGCUGGAAUUACAAUUAACAGAAGCAGUUAGAAAACAGGUAGGAAAUAAGAAGUCGCACGAAGACCAGAGUGCAUAUGCAGAACACAGAAUGAAAGCGGCUGAGAAUGUGCAGCUGAGCCGAGACGCCGCUACGAGGUUAGUGCAGACCUGUACAGGUCAACCCAU